CAUCCGGGAUCCCGUCGCUGCCAGACACCGCCUCCCAGGACCGCCGACGGCCCGGCCGCCCGCCGCAGCCAUGCUCCUGGCGCGGAUGAACCCGCAGGUGCAGCCGGAGAGCAGCGGGGCGGACCCCGAGGCCGCGCAGCCCCUGCAGGCGCGCAAAGCCGCGGAGCUGCUGGUGGUGAAGGAGCGCAACGGGGUGCAGUGCCUGCUGGCGUCCCGCCGGAGCGAGGAGCCGCCCCGGGAGACCUGGGGCAAGAAGAUCGACUUCCUGCUGUCGGUGGUGGGCUUCGCGGUGGACCUGGCCAACGUGUGGCGGUUCCCGUACCUCUGCUACAAGAACGGCGGCGGUGCCUUCCUGAUCCCGUACACGCUGUUCCUCAUCAUCGCUGGGAUGCCCCUCUUCUACAUGGAGCUGGCUCUGGGCCAGUUCAACCGGGAAGGGGCAGCCACGGUGUGGAAGAUCUGCCCGUUCUUCAAAGGAGUCGGCUACGCUGUGAUCCUCAUCGCCCUCUAUGUCGGCUUCUACUACAACGUCAUCAUCGCCUGGUCCCUCUACUACCUCUUCUCCUCGUUCACCUUCCACCUGCCCUGGACCGACUGCGGCCACCCCUGGAACAGCCCCAACUGCACCGACCCCAAGCUCCUCAACGCCUCCAUGCUGGGCAACCACACCAAGUACUCCAAGUACAAGUUCACGCCGGCCGCAGAGUUUUACGAGCGCGGCGUCCUGCACCUCCACGAGAGCGGCGGCAUCCACGACAUCGGCCUGCCCCAGUGGCAGCUCUUGCUCUGCCUGAUGGUGGUGGUCGUCGUCCUGUUUUUCAGCCUCUGGAAAGGUGUGAAGACGUCAGGAAAG
Molecule: messenger RNA, 853 nt
Organism: Myotis lucifugus (little brown bat)
Lineage: Eukaryota; Metazoa; Chordata; Mammalia; Chiroptera; Vespertilionidae
Gene: SLC6A2
Product: solute carrier family 6 member 2
Exons: 5
Biological process (GO): dopamine uptake involved in synaptic transmission; sodium ion transmembrane transport
Cellular component (GO): neuron projection; presynaptic membrane; neuronal cell body membrane
Molecular function (GO): norepinephrine:sodium symporter activity; dopamine:sodium symporter activity; neurotransmitter:sodium symporter activity
Source: RefSeq, a predicted model, not a curated record